Fomitiporia mediterranea MF3/22 is the source of this 1117-nucleotide messenger RNA. RefSeq lists its product as uncharacterized. The coding region runs from base 376 to 792 and encodes 138 amino acids. NCBI's taxonomy places the organism in Eukaryota, Fungi, Basidiomycota, Agaricomycetes, Hymenochaetales, Hymenochaetaceae. The record is from RefSeq and is a predicted model, not a curated record. The transcript is spliced from 4 exons.
GCUAUCUGCUCAAGGCUCUCUUCGACGCAGCUUUCGUGAAGGUCUCGAUCUCGUGCCACCACGAUUGACGGUCAUCGCUAGUGGAACGCGGAGAUACUUAAACUUGCAUUCGUGUUGGAAUCCCACGCAGAAAGUAUCAACAAAAGAUAGCCAUUCGUUCAUUAGACGCCCCGUCCAUUCAUUUCACGUCGCUAGAGACAGCCGUUCUCACCACACUCGUUUCAGCCCCUACGUCUGUUUCUUAAGUUUCCUUUCCUCAAGUUCUCCCUCCUUGCCACAGACCCGAGAGUUAUAGACUUAUCUCCCGGCCUUUUGGUUGUUGACCUACGGAUUGUCAUCAUCUGACAACACGGAAUAACCAAAGUGCAGAUCAAAAUGUAUCGACACCCUUUCGCAAAUCCGGAGCAUCUCUAUGAGCGCGCAAUCACGCCCGAUGUCUACGCGGACCGCCGCUCUCAAGCAACAGGUCUCGGACCAUACACAUAUCGAAGCUUCAUGCCGAUGGCUUCUCAAUCUAGUUUCUUUUCUGACCGUCCAAAGCACCCAUUCGCUGACGUGGAACGCGGAAGAGGACGAGCAGCGUCUCUGCCUGAUGUCCGGCGACCAGUAAAUCGAUAUGAGCCGAUGACGUGGCUUGAAGAGUUUGACGAGACGCAGAGCGAACCUGGGGGAAGGAGGCGCGCGUGGAGACGUGUGAUUCGACGUAUGACCCGUCGAGCGCGCCGCGGUCUAGAGAAGGUUCGUGCGUUGCUGUAUCGGGACGACAGACGCUCGAUUUCCGGAUUUCGGUGACCUUCACACUUCGUGGACGGGACCCCCACAACACUCAAUUCGUCACUCUAAUGCCCAUAGCUACUCAUCACGCAUAUACGACUAGAAGGGUGCACGAACACAGCUGCACUUAACUACAAAAAGAAUCCGCUACGUGCAUUAUGUGUCACUAUAGACAUAGCAUGCAGGUUUACUUCUCUUAAUGAUUGAUGAAUGGAAUUGCGACAUCCCAGGGACGCUCUUUUCGUUCUAUCACACCUAUUCAUUUAUACCAUUCAUUUCCAUAUACCACCUCUCACCCUCCUCAUUGCCCUUUCCCCUGGACUCUUCAUCUUCCCAAGUGCCG